AUGAGCAGCGAGGGCCCAUCCAGCUCCCAGGUGCUAGGCCUCCUGGGGAGCACGGCCCUCGCGGGAUGGAUCGUAGGCGCUGCGGUGGCUGUCCUGCUGCUGCUGCUGCUGCUGGCCACUUGCCUUUUCCAUGGACGGCAGGACCAUGACGUGGAGAGGAACCGUCCAGUUGCAGGGGGAAACCGAGUCCGGUGGGCCCAGCCGUGGCUCUUCCGGCGCCAGGGCCACCCAGGAAACUUUCACCUUCACCAUCACCAUCCUCGUGGCCAUGUGUCUCACAUGCGGAACGCGGGCUUCCCUCAUCACCACCUCCACCAUGCUCCUCACCACCCCCACGCCCACCACCCCCACCGCCAGCACUUCCGCCAUGCUCGCUGA
Molecule: messenger RNA, 378 nt
Organism: Propithecus coquereli (Coquerel's sifaka)
Lineage: Eukaryota; Metazoa; Chordata; Mammalia; Primates; Indriidae
Gene: HRCT1
Product: histidine rich carboxyl terminus 1
Exons: 1
Coding region: 1-378 (125 amino acids)
Source: RefSeq, a predicted model, not a curated record